Molecule: messenger RNA, 940 nt
Organism: Oreochromis aureus
Lineage: Eukaryota; Metazoa; Chordata; Actinopteri; Cichliformes; Cichlidae
Product: cell surface A33 antigen-like
Exons: 5
Coding region: 145-906 (253 amino acids)
Cellular component (GO): plasma membrane
Source: RefSeq, a predicted model, not a curated record
ACCCUGAAACAGAAAGCCUGAGUUAACAAAGAAAAUAUAUAAAGCAACUUCGUGUCAUCCCUCACACGGAUUUUGAGUUUGUAUGCGUGUGAGGAGCAGCUCAGCACAGUUCAGCACAGCUCAGCUUCCACCUUUGAUUUUGCCAUGGAAGAGAGGAUUUCUGCGUUGAUGCUCCUGUGUAUGGUGCUGUCAGGUGUCAGUGCCAUUACUGUUACCAUCCCCCAAAGUCAGUAUGAGUACGCCAGGGGUGACAACAUCACACUGCCCUGCUCCUUUACAACUACAACUCCCAUAAACUCCCGGACAUUAGUCGUCAUCACUUGGUCUUCUUUGACUCAACAAACUGUCAUUGAUGAGACAGUGAUCGCCACCUACUAUCAUGGCCCUGCCCCAACUACUGACAUAGACACUGACUAUGAAGGUCGGGUGUCCAUGGAUGUAGAUGUCACUCAGGGAAAGGCUAACCUGAAGCUUUCCUCCAUCUCACUAGCUGACAACAAAGAUUUUGAGUGCCGUGUGCAGAUCCCAGUUGACAAGAAGGGCAAACAAACUGCCAUCACAAACUUGGUGGUUCUAGCGGCUCCCUCUAAGCCCAUCUGCAAGAUCCAGGGAACAGCAGAGUACCAUCAGAAUAUCAGCUUGAUAUGUGUGUCCGAGGAAGGUUCUCCACCCCCCACCUAUAGCUGGGAGCGUCGUGAUGUAACGAACAACCCUGUUCCCCAUGACCCCAGUACCACUGACAAGGGAGGCAUCCUUUCUCUGUAUGAUAUCUCCAUAUGGACAUCAGGAUACUACAUCUGCACCUCGGAGAACAAGAUCCAUGCUGCUACCUGCAACAUCACCCUUUCAGUCAGGCCACCUAAAAUAAGCUCUUCUUUAGGUUGGCUUUUGGACAUUUUGAAUUAAAUGGAUCUUUGCAGAAAUAUAACAUGUAAUACUA